AUACUUGAUCCCGGUCGUUCAUCUUAAACUCAACCUAAAAUAGUUGAAGUCUGGAACUCGGAGUGGCGGAUAGCGAGCGAGCGAGCGAGCGAGAGAGAGAGAGAGAGAGAGAGAGAGAGAGAGAGAGAUGUCUCUGGUUGAUUAUGCUUCAUCAUCCGAAGACGAUGAUGCAGAAGUCAGAGAAGAAGGAGAAGGAGAAGGAGAAGAAGAAAGAGGAGGAACAGAAGCAGAAGGAUUAGAAGAACGAAAAGAAGAAGAGGAACCCUUGCCUUCAGCGGUUAAUUCUAAUAACCAGAGAUCAACCCCUUCACAGCAACAGCCAGAUAGUGCCUCACAGUUACCAGCACCUUCAAUUGAGAAUCUUCCAGAUGCAUCACUACUCCUAAGUUCACCUGCUUUUGCGUCUCAACAAAUGAAUGGCAAUGAUCACUACUCUAGAGUUGUGGCUGCUAUGGCAGAAAGUGCAUCACGGAAGAGAGAGGUAAAUGGGUCAGCUUCUUCUUAUCCCCGAAAUAAACUUCCAAGAGGAAACUCGUCUCAUCCAAGGAAUGUUCCAGACACUGCAGGCAGCCUUCUACUCCCACCUCAGCUUAGGGGAAGGAGCAAUGUUGUUACAGAAGAUAUAAGCAGGCUGUUUGUAAGAAGACAUUAGACACGCUUAAUGCUCUUAAUCUUGGAAUCUUCAUGUUAGCAGCGGAUUCUUUCAAAGUGUGGUAUUGUGUUACUAACAGCUAUCAACAUUUGCAUCUGAUGAUAGUAGUAGCAUCUGUAAACUUGUUGAAGGGUCCCGGCAUCGUCAUUGGGAAUGCUGGUUGUGUUGUAUCAUCGUUUCCUAAUGUGCAUGUUGUUUAUUUAGGUUGCA
Molecule: messenger RNA, 862 nt
Organism: Macadamia integrifolia
Lineage: Eukaryota; Viridiplantae; Streptophyta; Magnoliopsida; Proteales; Proteaceae
Exons: 3
Coding region: 128-652 (174 amino acids)
Source: RefSeq, a predicted model, not a curated record